AUGAAAAAUCAAGUUCAGAUCCAUGAUAAAAAGAGACAGAUGGAGUCUGAAAAAAAAUCUGCCAAGCUUGCGAAAAAAAGAAGGGUUAAAAAAUUAUUUGACUCCAGUGACGAAGAAAGUCCAAAAGAUGAAGGAGUAAAAAAAAGAAAAAAAGAAGACUCUUCACUCAACCGCUCAAAAAAACGAAAAAAAAAACAAGUUACUUUUGAUAGCAGAUUAGAUGACGAUGACUAUGAUCUUAUUGAAGAAAAUGACAGUAGUGAUGGCGAAUCUUCUGGUGUAGAUGAUUUUAUAGUACCGGAUGUUCCAAUAAUGUCUGAUACACAAAAAGAUAGAGUAUGCUCGAAUUCAGCUUACCGAGAAGCUCAAGAAAUAUUCGGAACCGACUUUGAUUAUGAAGAAUUUAAACAACGCGAUGAAGAUGAUGAUGAUGAGGCUGAAGAAGGGGAACUAUCGCUUCAACGGAAGGUUAAACAGGGUGUGAAAAGUAUUUUUGACGUUUAUGAACCGAUCGAUCUCAAGCGUGCUUAUUAUACAGAUCGGGACCAAGAGAUUCGUUGUAAAGAUUUACCUGAGAGGAUGCAAGAACGUUUGAUACCAGUUACUCCGGUACCCAAUAAUUCAGAUGAGCUAAACCUAGAGGCUCAUUGGAUUUAUCAACAAGCGUUUGACCAGCUUACUAUUUCACGUCAAACUAUGAAUAUCAGCGGUAAUAUUAAUGAACUUCGCCAAAAAAGUCUAGAGACUGUAGAUAAAAUAAAAAACGCACUUGAUUUUAUUCGCAAUAACAAUUUUGAGGUAUCUUUCAUAGCUUUUUAUCGCAAAGAAUAUAUUCUUCCUGAAUUGACUAUUAAAGAUUUGUGGAAAGUCUACGAGUUUGAUGGAAAAUGGUGUCAGAUGUAUGAAAGAAAGAAAAAAUUACUCCAUUUAUUUAAAAAUAUGAAAGACUAUGUGAUGAGUAAAAUAAAAAUAAAGAAAGAAGCUUCUGGCAUUAGAACUAUUGAUGAUAAAUAUAUUAUGCAAUUAGAAAAUGUACAAACUAACGAUGAAUUAAAUGACUUUCAUCAUCAUUUAAUGUUGUACUACCGUCAAGAUAUUCCCGAGAUGCAAGAAAUAAUGAGCUACAUAGAAGGUGAGAAAUCAGGAUCACCUUCUGAAGAUAGUAAAAAAGAAGAAGUCAAAGUAACAUCAACUCGUAAAAAAGCUGUGAGGAGUGGGUCUUACGCAGUGUUUAAAAAGUUUGGAUUUGAAAAUUUUACCAAAAAAUUUGGACUCUCUCCUCUGCAAUUCGCUGAGAAUGUUCAAGAUAAUUAUCAGCACCAUAAAGUUCAUCAGGUGGCAAUCCAUCCCAAUGACUUAGCCCAAGAGUUUGUUGGAGAAACUUUUAAGACAAUUGAAGAUGUUUUCAGAGCUGCGCAAACUAUGAUGGCAGUCCAAUUAUCGCGCGAACCACUACUUCGAAAAUGCGUUCGUAUGAUUUAUAUGGAGCGCGCUAAAUUGUAUGUAAGACCCACUAAGAAAGGCAUCAAAGAAAUUGACGAGAGUCAUCCACUGUAUACAAUGCAGUAUUUGAAAGAAAAACCAGCACGCGAACUAGUGGGAGACCAGUGGCUCAAAUUAGUGAUAGCUGAGAAAGACAAAUUACUAACGAUUCAAUUGAGUGACAUCGUUGAAGGUAAUUCUUCGGACAAUUACAUCGACGAGAUGAGACAGUUAUUCAUUAAAAACAAUAAUAGCGAUAUAGUCCAAGAAUGGAAUAAAUUACGAGCCAACUCUGUUGAAGACGCUCUUUUGCGACUAGUAAUUCCGGAUUUGAAAAAAGAGCUGAGAAAUAAAUUAUUGGAGGAGGCCAAGUCAUUUGUCAUGAACGCAUGUUGUCAAAAAUUACAUGACUGGAUCAACGUUGCUCCGAUUGUAUGUGAGUUUCCUGAUAAAAAAGAUGAUAAAGACUGGGAUACAACGCAUGGAGCCCGUGUUAUGGGGAUCGCUUAUGUUCCCGAUAGCUCACAAGCGGCAUUUGCGUGCAUAGUUUCUCCGAGUGGUGAGUGCAAAGACCACCUUAAGCUGCCUCAUUUAUUGAAGCGUAAAAAUUAUUACUACAGUUCAGAUGGAGCUUUAAAAAACGAAGAACUCAGAGCUUUAACGAAUUUUAUUUCGAAGAAUAAACCGCAUGCUGUUGUUAUAGGAGGCGAAUCUAAAGAAGCUCUUCAUGUGUCUCAAGAUGUCACACAAUGUAUUGCUGUACUGUUUGAAGAAGAAGAUUAUCCGAUGAUUAAAGUUGAAAUAUCAGAUAGUAACGUGGCUAAAAUUUAUGCUAACACUAAAGGAGCCACCGAGUUUCCUAGCUAUCCACCGCAAUUGAGAGAAGCUAUUUCACUUGCGCGAAGGCUGCAGAAUCCUUUAGGGGAAUUUUCUCAGUUAUGUAAUUCUGAUAACGAUUUGUUAUGUUUAAAAUUUCAUCCUCUUCAAGAUUCUUUGUCGAAAGAAGAACUCAUUAAUAAUCUUCAUACUGAAUUUAUCAAUACCGUUAAUGCUGUUGGUGUUGACAUUAAUGAAAAUCGAAGAUAUACUGAAAGUUUGCUGCAAUUUGUCAAUGGAUUGGGACCUAGAAAAAGUCGUGCAUUAUUAAAAAUAAUAAAAAGCAAAAAUCAGAAACUUGAAAGUAGAGAACAAUUAGUGACAAUGUGCCAUAUGGGUCCCAAGGUUUACAUUAAUUGUGCUGGAUUCAUUAAAAUUGAUACUGAUAGCUUAAGAUAUAAUUCGGAGUCACAUAUUCAGGUACUGGAUAGUACAAGAAUUCAUCCUGAAACUUACAAGCUAGCAACUAAGAUGGCGUUCGAUGCUCUGGAGUAUGACGAAGACAACGAUGACACAGAUAUGGCUCUGGAAGAUAUUAUGAAAGUACCGAAAAAGCUUUUGGAAUUGGAUUUAGACGCCUUUGCAAAGGAAUUGGAGUUACGAGGAUUUGGCAAGAAGCUUAUCACACUCAACGAUGUGCUAACAGAAAUAAAUUCUGGCUACAAAGACCCUAGGACACCGUACACAUCUCCGAAUGCUGAGCAGCUGUUUGAUAUGCUGACAAAAGAGACGCCUGAGACACUUUAUGUUGGUAAAUUAGUUUCAGCUACAGUCAUUGGUAUUGGCUACAAAAAACCAGCGGCUGAUCAGCCUGAAAAUCAAUUGGAUCCUGUUCAAAGUGAAAAAACUGGAUUCUGGAUAUGUCCAUACUGCUCACGAGCUGACUUUUUGGAAUCUUAUGAAGUCUUGGAGCACUUUAAUACUGAAGAUUGUCUUAAAACAGUUUCAAAAAUAAAAAUACGAUUAGAAAACAAUUUAAAUGGAUAUAUUUUAGUUCAAAAUUUAUCCGAUAAAUACAUUGACGACCCGGAAAAAAUAAUUGUCGUUGGAAGUUCACUCCAGUGCCGCGUGAUAGCUAUUCAUGCUGAAAAAUUUCUUGUCGAAUGUUCACACAAAAGAAGCGAUGUACUUGAUUUAAAUAAUGAAUUACGCCCGACAAAAGAUCCCUUCUAUGAUACCGAAGCUGAGUUGGAAGAUAAAAAGAUAGAAGAGGACAGAAAAAAAGCUAAGCAACAGGUUUCUAUUAAGCGUGUUAAUUAUCAUCCGUCUUUUCGCAAUGUCAGUUUUGCCAAGGCUGAAAAAUUAAUGAAGGAUAUGGCCCAAGGAGAAGUUAUCAUAAGACCUGGAAGUCGAGGUCUUGGAUAUCUGUCAGCCACUUGGAAAGUUGCUGAGGAAAUUUAUCAACACGUUGCUAUUAAAGAAGCCAAUGGCUUUAGUAUUUUUUCACUUGGCAAAAGCUUGUGGAUUGAAGACGAAGAGUUUGAAGAUCUAGAUGAAAUAAUAGCGAAAUACAUCAACCCGAUGGCUACCUAUGCGUCCAAAUUGCUCAAUUUUAAGUACUACCAGGACGGUAUCGAUGGUUUGAAAACCAAGGCUGAAGAUUUUUUGAAAAAACAAAAAGAAAAAUCUCCUAAAAAAAUUCCUUACAUCAUAUCGGCUUCCAAAAACCAACCUGGUAAAUUUCUGCUCUCGUGCCUGAUUAACAUUCAGUGUCAUCAUGAACACAUUACUGUUACCCCAGAUGGCUUUAGUUUUAAAGGGGAAAUUUUUCAGCGUGUCACCGUUCUUAUACAGAGGUUUAAAGAUCAAUUUAAAAACCACCCGGUUAAAAAUAAGGAUAAGAAAAUCACUUUUAUUAUAAGUGCCGAUGAUUUCGGCAGUGUGAUUGAUCAUCAAUCGCAUCCAAAACUUACCGUUCCUACAUCCAAUAGUUAA
Cotesia congregata is the source of this 4293-nucleotide messenger RNA. The record is from the annotation of a GenBank genome assembly. Lineage: Eukaryota; Metazoa; Arthropoda; Insecta; Hymenoptera; Braconidae.